AUCGCGGUCAUUUAUCCUGAGGAGACGCAGCGCAGCAGACGCGGGUGGAGCUGCUGCACAACUUUACCCAUCAUGGUUCUGCUGCACGUGUUGUUCGAGCACGCCUCGGGCUAUGCGCUGUUCGCCGUCAAAGAGGUGGAGGAGAUCGGCAUGCUGCUGCCUCAGGUUGAGGAGAGCGUGCUGAGCAUCGCAAAGUUCAACACCAUGGUGAACCUGGCAGCCUUCUUUCCCUUCAAGUCGGCUCAAACUGCGCUGGAGAACAUGAAUGCUAUUUCUGAAGGCGUGGUUCAUGCUGACCUCAAGUUGUUCCUGGAGACAAACCUGCCCUUAUCUGGGAAAAAGAAGGCUGUGUUGGGUGUUUCGGAUUCCAAGAUCGGAGCAGCUCUACAAGAAGAAUUUAGUGUUUCUAUCCAGACCAGUGGGGUAGUAGCCGAGAUAGCCAGAGGUGUGCGUCUUCACUUCCACUCCCUGGUGAAGGGUCUGACUGCCACAGCUGCCUCCAAAGCCCAGCUGGGCCUUGGUCACAGCUACUCCAGGGCAAAAGUCAAGUUUAACGUCAACAGGGCUGACAACAUGAUCAUCCAGUCCAUUGCUUUGUUGGAUCAGCUGGACAAAGACAUCAACACCUUUGCCAUGCGUGUCCGUGAAUGGUACGGUUACCACUUCCCAGAGCUGAUCAAAAUUGUGCCUGACAACUCGAUGUACUGCCGUCUGGCUCAGCUCAUUGGAAACAGGAAGGAGCUGUCGGAGGAGAGUCUGGAGAGCCUAGAGGAGGUGGUGAUGGACAGUGCCAAGGCGCAGGCCAUCCUGGAUGCAUCACGCAGCUCCAUGGGUAUGGACAUCUCCCCCAUUGACCUGAUCAACAUAGAGAGGUUCUCUAAUCGCGUUGUGUCUCUGGCUUCCUAUCGGCUGGGGCUGCAGGAGUACCUGCGGUCCAAGAUGACCCAGGUGGCGCCCAACCUGGCAGCCUUAAUUGGAGACGUGGUUGGUGCUCGACUGAUCUCUCAUGCUGGUAGUUUAACCAACCUGGCCAAGUACCCAGCAUCCACGGUCCAGAUCCUGGGAGCAGAAAAGGCCCUGUUCAGAGCCCUGAAGACGAAGGGCAACACCCCCAAGUAUGGCCUCAUCUUCCACUCCACCUUUAUUGGACGUGCAGCAGCAAAGAAUAAGGGCCGCAUCUCCAGAUACCUGGCAAACAAGUGCACAAUUGCCUCACGUAUCGACUGUUUCUCGGAGGUUCCCACGAGCGUAUAUGGUGACAAGUUGCGCGAACAAGUGGAAGAGCGUCUGUCUUUCUAUGAGACUGGGGAUGUACCGCGGAAAAACGUGGAUGUCAUGAAGGAAGCAGUGAAAGAGGCUACCGAUGUUACGGCUGAAAUCAAACGCAAGCUGGACAAAAAGGAGAAGAAACGCAAGAAGCGUGAAAAGAAGCUGCAGGAAGACGCAAAUGGAGACGCCAACGGUGAAGCAGAGGAUGGAGAAUCUGUCACACCCGUGGUGAAGAAGAAAAAGAAACCGGCGGCUGAGGUGGAGACCGAGGAAGCUGCAGAGAACGGAGAAGAGACUCCAGCCAAAAAGAAAAAGAAACGAAAAUCUGAGGUGGAGGCUGAUGUCGAAGAAGUUACAAACAGCGAAACCAACAGUUCCGCUAAGAAGAAAAAACGAAAGACUGAGACAGAUGCAGAGCCGGCAGAAGAAGCUGCAGACUCAGCAGUUUCUGAGAAGAAGAAAAAGAAGAGAAAAUCAUGUUAGACUGAAAAAACUGAAAUGUGUAUAUCUUUAUUUUUUUGCUACUUUUUAGUUUGAUCUUUGGGGUUAGCUUUUUGUUUUGUCUUUUUUGUGUUUGUUUUUAUUAGUUUUGGCAACCUCAACAUUGAUCAUUUGUAAAUACAAGCUUACAACUGUGCCUUGUCAGGUAAUCUUGCUCUUCUGUAAAUAAAUGCGAUCAAUUAAACAUUUGUUGUUCUGUA
Messenger RNA from Cololabis saira (Pacific saury), 1970 nucleotides. RefSeq names its product NOP56 ribonucleoprotein homolog (gene nop56). Bases 73 to 1752 code for a protein of 559 amino acids. The transcript has 12 exons. Gene Ontology annotation, cellular component: box C/D methylation guide snoRNP complex; small-subunit processome. NCBI's taxonomy places the organism in Eukaryota, Metazoa, Chordata, Actinopteri, Beloniformes, Belonidae. The record is from RefSeq and is a predicted model, not a curated record. Gene Ontology annotation, molecular function: snoRNA binding.